Molecule: messenger RNA, 588 nt
Organism: Brugia malayi
Lineage: Eukaryota; Metazoa; Nematoda; Chromadorea; Rhabditida; Onchocercidae
Product: 1810034M08Rik protein, putative
Exons: 5
Coding region: 1-588 (195 amino acids)
Biological process (GO): telomere maintenance via recombination; tRNA threonylcarbamoyladenosine modification
Cellular component (GO): cytosol; EKC/KEOPS complex; nucleus
Source: RefSeq, a predicted model, not a curated record
AUGGUUGAGGUACUUAAGGAUAAAGGGAAGAAAAGAAUGAAAUCAGGCACCUCUCGGUUAUUCGAACUUUUGCCAGAUCCGUAUGACAUUUCGCAGAGACGAUUUUUUCGCGUUUGUUUGUUUACCGAUGUGAAGAAUGCUUCCGAAUUGAGACAAGCACUAGUUGAUGGAUCAAUCGAUGCUGCUUUGAUCAAACCUGAAUUGGUUUUGGAGGUUUUCACACUUUUAGCAGCAGCAAAUAAAGCUGUUCACCAAGCUGCACAUAAUCGACUUUCAGCGCGAACGCUUCAUGCUGAACUGAUAUACUCUUUAUCACCUGACCGUAAUAUAUUAGAAUCAUUAUUAACAUUUGGAAUUGCGGAAGAAAGUCGUAACCUUUUGGUUGGUAUUUUUGACGACGAAAGUGGUGAAAAAAUGGUUAAAGUGGCAAAGAAAAUUGAUGGCAAACCAGUUCCGAUGACCAUAUUACCUCAGUUGGCGGAUUACGAGCGUAUUAAAAAGUUAUAUAAAGUGAAGGAAUCCGAAUACAACGAAGAAACAAUAAGUGACGCAAUAAUAACCCGAAUUGCUACCAAAGAUUGCAUUUAA